This is a messenger RNA of Spinacia oleracea (spinach), 1888 nucleotides long. Its product is annotated as F-box/FBD/LRR-repeat protein At2g04230-like. The transcript has 4 exons. Bases 213 to 1508 code for a protein of 431 amino acids. Gene Ontology annotation, molecular function: protein binding. Lineage: Eukaryota; Viridiplantae; Streptophyta; Magnoliopsida; Caryophyllales; Amaranthaceae. The record is from RefSeq and is a predicted model, not a curated record.
AGCAAGGUUGGACUGUACGAGUGAGGAAGUACAAGUACUAGUGUACUACUAGUUGUUGGCAAAGACAGUUUGCUUACACAAAACCCCAUUUCAACUCCAACACUCAAAACACUGUUAGCAACAUUUUGUGGCAACCCCCCCUUUUCCGAGCCGUGAAAUCCGGAAGAGUUUUUGAUGAGCCCAGUUCUUUACAAUAUUGAAACCUGAAAAUCAUGGAAAAUAGUUCAAAGAAGAAGCAAGAUGUUUGUGAUGAACAAGGAAAAUGCAGGGAUAGGUUAAGUGAAUUACCAGAUGAAAUUCUUGUUCAAAUUCUGUCUUUUCUGCCAAUUAGAGAUGCUGUUAGAUCUGUAUUACUCCGUAGAUUUGGAGAAUUGUGGUCUUUUCUUCCUACUCUUAAGUUUGAGGGCGACAAGGAAGAAUUCGUCCGCAAAGUUAUGGAAUAUCACAAAUGUCCAACAAUGGAUGAACUGGAGUUGUCGAGAGGACAUGAUCUUUCUGAAAAAGAGUUUAUCAAGUUGACAAAUAUGGCCUUGAGCAAGAAAGCCAAAGUCUUUAGGGUUUAUAGUGAGAAUCAUUAUUAUAAUCUGCCAUCUCGUUUCUUCACGAAUCAAUAUAUUGUUUCGCUUACUCUUUACAAUAUGUCAAUCAAACUCCCCAAUCGUGUUCAUAUGAAGUCGCUAAGGAAAUUGGAACUUUUUUUUGUGAGUAUCGACGAUAAAACAUUCAAAGUUGUGAUAUCUGGAUCCCCUUGUUUACAAGAGUUGGUUAUAAUGAAUCCUGACAUUUUACAUGACAUACAUUUUACUUCCCCAAGCAUUGAGAAGUUGGAGCUUGAUCUUUGUCUACAUUUUGCAAUACAACAUGAUGCAUUUUACUCACUUAAUUGCCCUAACCUGAAGAUCUUACAUGUUAGUGAAGUAUGUUUGAAGCAUCUAAAACUCAUUGAUGUUUCAUCUGUUCGUGAAGCCAAAAUCCUUUAUUGUCGCAUAGCUUUUGACCGUUACCAUUUUGAAAAGUUGAUUGAAAAUUUUCGAAAUGCUGAGUUUUUCCGGUUGGAAGAUGACGCUUACAUGCAAUUAAAACACUGUGGAAGUCAGAAACUGACUUGUCGAGAUAAUCAAUGGAUUCGUUUAGCUUUGAGGUCAGGAAUACAAGGAGGCUGUCUGUUAGACAUAAGUACAUUGCUAAGAAACUCAUGGCGCUUGAAACAACUUAUAAUAUAUGCUGAUGUGGGUUUUUUCUGUAAUUGCAAUCUGCUUUUGCAUGACCUUCCUUCUCCUUGUGUGAUGGAGAAACUUAUAACUGUUACCAUUCGUGAAUAUGAGAAGCCGUGCAAAGCCCUACUUCAGCUGAUAGAAUUUCUGCUUAAAAGUGCAGUCGUCUUAGAAAAAAUGGUUAUUGUCUGCAAUAAGAAGGAUCAGCUGUUUUCAUCAGAGGGGCAAGAAUUCUAUUUCCAGUUAUUAAGCUUCCCAAGAGCCUCAAGAAAAGCAAGAGUUAUCUUUGCUUGAGAAAUAUGUUAAUGGUAAUAUGCAGUAACACGUAUUUUGGACAAAGAAGGUAUCUUAUGUGUCGGAGUUAGGAUCUUUGUUGUGGAUCAAGUGUUUCAGCCACUCCUUUACUUUCCCAUACCCCUUUUGGACAUCAUUUUGUCACCAAAAUACCAAAUUGAAUGGUAACAGCUAACAAGUUCACUUUGUAUAUGCUACUCCAUGUUAAGCAUCGUAUUUUGUAGCCACAUCAUCAACUAACAAGUUUGUAUAUGCUACUUGUUGAAUAUGAUUUCUGGUAAUUAGUUUGGAGCAGAUGAAAUGUAGCAUGGUUUGCAGCUUAGAUUUGUGCAUCUGAAUAUGUUGGAAUUUAUAUAAUUUAUAUAGCUUAGAUUUGUGCA